AUGCUCUCGGACCGAUCUAAGACCGCCGACUCUCCAAUCGUUCUCACCGGCCAGACCACGCUCGGAUGCAGCAUCUGCAAAGGUCCCGCCGGCUGGCCGGGCGUGUUCGUCCAGUCGAUCAAAGAGGUGGGCCUGGCCAGAGAGGUGGGCCUCAGGCCCGGCGACCAGAUCAUCCAGUGCAACGGCGUCAGCUUCGUCGACAUCGACUUCGCCAAGGCGGUGUACGUGCUGAAGCUCGCGCAGCACCUGGACCUGACCAUCCGGCGCGGUGUAGCGGCCGAGCUGUUCAGCAGCGGCUACAACAGCACCACCUGUAGCGGAACGGACAGCAGCAGCAGUAGCAGCGGCACGGCCGGCAGCUGCAGUCCUCACACAGACACGUCCGGUGGCGACCGCCGGCGGCUGGGGCCGACAUCUGGCGGCGGCAGCCGGCACGAAAGCCCACGUCCUCCACCUAGCAGCGACGAGCGCCACUUGGAGAGAUCGCUGUCACCGAUAGGUGGCGAUCUAGGCGCCGUCGGCCAUGGCGCAUCAAUUGGGCAACAUCGCAGGCCGCCAGUAUCUGGAGAUCGGACCAACAGCGAUUUUCCUUCAAGGGCGCCGGAGUCCUCGACCGAGCUACAGCGGAGCGCCGCGGCCGACCCGACCCCGGGUGACCCGACCCCGGGUCACCUGACCAUUGACCGGCACCGCCGCUGGCACGAGAUCGAGGCCGAGUGGGCCGAGUCGGAGCUGGCGCCUGUCGGCGUGGCCGGCGCGGUCACCCGGCUGCAAAUCGGCGUCCGUCCCAGCGGUCCGCCGCCGCCGCCGCCGCCGGCGCCUCCCGCCACCCUGCGCGGCCAGGGCGACGGCAGCAGCGAGGAGCUAGAUCAGCCCGACCGGUCAACCCCUCAGCAGGAAGGCCAGUGUCCUCCACCGCCGCCUAUGAUGUCAACCAGCACGCUGGUCCCCACCUGCCGACGACCCCUGCCGCAAGCCUCGGACGGGGUCACGACCGUGGACGAGCCGCGGGGCAAGCAGCAGCACGACCAGCUGAUGGAGGAAUUCAAGCAGGCGCAUAAGAGGAUGUUCGCCCACAAGGAAACCGAUGAACCUGCGUCUGCACGGAUAUUGCGGGAGCGGCACGGUGCGGGCCCGCCGGUGCGCCACGCGUCGCCGCCGACGAAUGGCCUGAAGCGGUCACGCCCGGUCAGCGGGGGCCGGGCCGCGCCGGAGCCAGGCCGCCUGAUCAGCCACGCUGAGAAGGAGGUCAUCAUCGAGUCCAGCGCGGCCAGUCGGCAGCAGCGCCAGGAGCAGCGGCCGCCGCCGCCGCCGCCACCCCCACCGCCGGAAGAGGAGAAGAAGGUGAAUGGUAUCAACAUCUACACGACGCCGACACUGACCAAGCUGGCACAGACUCGACAGGACAAUGAUAGGUGACGUACCCGUCACCGUGCUCUGAGGACAUCGGUGCGUCACCGCACGCCGCCUCCCCAGCAUGUGUCGGCAGCACCCACCGGCCAGAGGUCCCGCCACAGCAUUCUGGAGAGACCCCCGGAAUGAAGACCGUCGCAGAGUCACAUCGCCACUGGCGUCGUGUUUUCAAUUGAUCACUGCAUGCCUACGGCUUCUUCGAGUAUCAACGCCCGCACUCGCGCGGCAUGGUGCGGCGUGUUUGCCGCUUGAUUAGUUGGAGCUGACAGGGGAAGAAAAGCUGUCGAACACACGCGAACGUGAGGCCUGUCAGCGGCAGAGCCUGUUCCGGCCGCCGGGGCCAGAUCCACGGCCCGCGCGUUCUGAUUCCGUUCAGUCAGCGCGCGCGCUCGUCGCAGUCCGGCAGCGGACACGAGAUCGGUCCGGUCCACUCGCCUCCGUUACCUGGGCGUGCGUGUCUCUGGCGCGGGGGAUGCGUGAGUGCAGCAAGCCGGGGACGGCGCCGGGCCGUCUCUAACCGCCGGGGGAUGGGCGCCGGUCUCGCCGCGGCCCGCCCCACACGGCAGCUUGUCCAGCGCCACCGCGCUGCAGUCGCCCGCGGCGUGUGCUGUGCCGCUGUCCUGGCCGCGCAUCCCCACCCACGCGCAGCCGUCCGUCCGUGAACACGUGCCGCCCCGUCGCUGAGCUCAACCGAGGCGCCGGCUGCCCAGAGCGACCGACGUCGACGGCUGCUGGAGCCGGCAGACCACGGCCAGGGUCGCACACUCGAACGCGCCCGGACGGAGGCGAAGUGACGUCACGGCCGCGCAGUGCCGUGUGUAUCUGCAUAUCGCGUGCAGUCCGCUGGCUGGCGUGUGUUGUGUGCGCAGCGUGUGUUUUGGCGCAUUCAUGGCGCACGCGGACGCCAUGACAAUGUACUUAUAAUUGCGAAACACUAUUGUGUGAAGGUGCACGCCCAGAUCAUCAAAGAUUCCUUAGCAUUUCUUUAUUUUUUGUACGCUAAGUCAGCUUCGAAAUACAUAUAUCUAGACGUGAA
Pollicipes pollicipes is the source of this 2449-nucleotide messenger RNA. Its product is annotated as serine/arginine repetitive matrix protein 1. Gene Ontology annotation, cellular component: plasma membrane; cilium; stereocilium tip. Gene Ontology annotation, molecular function: protein binding. The record is from RefSeq and is a predicted model, not a curated record. Lineage: Eukaryota; Metazoa; Arthropoda; Thecostraca; Pollicipedomorpha; Pollicipedidae.